GGCGGCAGCGGCGGCGGGGCCGCCUCCCCCCCCGGCUCCCCCUCACCCGGCGGCGGCGCCGGCGCCUCACCCCAACAUCAGGGCCUUGCCGCCCCAGCCGCCCCAGCAAAUCCCCCGAGGUCCUGUUCAGCAGCCCCUCGAGGAUCGGAUCUUCACUCCGACCGUCUCCGCUGUGUACAGCACUUUUAUCUCCACACAGGUAACACAAGUAGCAAGACAACCGGGUCCUCCUGCCCCAUCCCCUUACACUGCACAUGAAAUAAAUAAGGGACACCCAAAUCUUGCUGCAACGCCACCGGGACAUGCAUCGUCCCCUGGGCUUUCACAGGCUCCUUACCCCUCAGGACAGAAUGCAGCUCCAACCACAUUGGUGUACCCUCAAGCCCCUCAAACAAUGAACACCCAGCCUCAGACCCGCUCGCCGCCCAGCAGAACAGUGCCAAUACAUUGCACAGACAACUGGAAGAGGAGGAAGGUUUUGGAACAGAGUCCGGUUUACAGGUCCCUGGCUGGAAGAGGCUGGAUAAAAUACUGCAUUUUUGCAGCGGGGCCUCGACCUGCCCAUCACCAGGGAGGAUUCAGACCUAUACAGUUUUUUCAGAGGCCUCAGAUACAGCCUCCAAGAGCUACCAUCCAGAACAGCAGCCCUUCCAUCCGUCCUGGUGCGCAAACGCCGACUGCGGUGUAUCAAACCAACCAGCACAUCAUGAUGGUUAAUCAUCUGCCAAUGCCCUACCCGAUGCCUCAGGGCCCCCAGUACUGUAUACCACAGUAUCGUCACAGUGGCCCUCCGUAUGUCGGGCCCCCACAGCAGUAUCCUGUUCAGCCGCCAGGACCAGGACCCUUUUAUCCAGGACCAGGUCCUGGAGAAUUCCCCAAUGCCUAUGGAACACCUUUCUACCCAAGUCAGCCAGUGUAUCAGUCAGCACCCAUCAUAGUGCCUACACAGCAGCAGCAGCCUCCACCAGCUAAAAGAGAGAAAAAAACGAUCCGAAUCCGGGAUCCAAACCAGGGAGGCAAAGAUAUAACAGAAGAAAUAAUGUCUGGAGGGGGCAGCAGGAACCCAACGCCUCCCAUCGUGAGACCCACUUCCACACCUACUCCACCUCAGCAGCUGUCCAGCCAGGUCCCCGAGCACAGCCCUGUGGUUUAUGGGACUGUGGAGAACACCCAUCUCGCUGCCAGCACCCCUGUCACUGCGACUAGCAACCCGAAGCAAGAAGAGAAGCCAAAACCAGAUCCAGUAUUAAAACCUUCUUCUCCAGUCCUCAGACCAGAACCUACUGGGGAGAAAAAGGAUCAAGCUGGCCAGACGACCGAGGCCAGCUCAGUGGAAACCCCACCAGAACUUCCUCUUGCUCCAUCGCCAACCCCGGCCGCUCCCGUCGCAGUUGUUUCUGCUGCUGCUGCUGCUGCUGUUGUCACCGUUUCUAGUAAAUCCACAUUCACAGCUGACUCAGAGGAGAAAUGUGAACUCGCUUCCCCAAAAGAGGAGGCAAUGCCUAUACCUAAUGCCGCACCCUGCACGGACACAUCAGACCCUUCGCCAGCGGAAGAGGCUGAUGCUGAGGUGUGCAAGGAGCCUAGUAGUGUAGCAUCUAGUGAUAUUCCAGUGACUGCUAGUACUAAUCUAAUUAAUGAAAUGAACGGAGUUAGUGAAAAAGUAACUGCUGCAGAGAGCGUAGUAGAUGUAGCCCAGACGGAAGUUGCGCCAUUGACUGUUGAGUUGGAGACACCAGAAGCACCUCCAGCAGAAGUGGAAAGCGUGCCAUCUUCCAGUGCUCUUCACGCUGCUCCCUCUCCUCCUCCCACCCCACCUCCCACCCCUCCGCCGCCUUCUCCUCCGAUUUCUGUUGCUGCUGCUGUUACCACUACAACUCCUUCUCCACCUCCUCUUCCAUCUCCUAGUGCCCUCCCUGUUGUUCAGGGAGAUUUAGAAGGAGAGGAGAGCACAAGAACUACUCUUAACGAAGAGGUAAAAGAUACUGAAAAGAAGGAAGAGACAGAAGCAGAUGGGCAACUGGAGGAGAGCGCGGAGGCUCAGAGUUUAAACUCGAGCAAGAGUCCUGUCCCAGCCCAAACAGCUGUAACUGCACCAAAGACGUGGAAGAAACCAAAAGACCGGACCCAAGCCACUGAGGAGGUGAUAGAGGCGGAAACAGAGCCUAAAGUAGAAGAGGAACUUUCAGGUGACAAAGUACUUGAAUCUGAACAGGAGAAAAUGAGCCAUGGGUUUCAACUGGAGAGAGACCCCUCUGAGCUUAAAAAAGCAAAACCUGUGGAAGAAAAUGGAGAGCAGGAAGCAGAACCUGUGCGGAACGGUGCCGAGAGCGUUUCAGAGGGAGAAGGAACCGAUGCAAACUCAGGCUUCACAGAGAGCUCCAGCGAAGGGCCAGUGUACCAGUAUAAACCAGAGCAGUGGAAGCCCCUGGACCCGGAGGGGAAGAAGCAGUACGACAGGGAAUUCUUACUGGAUUUCCAGUUCAUGCCUGCCUGUAUCCAGAAGCCGGAGGGGCUGCCUCCCAUAAGCGAUGUGGUUCUCGACAAGGUGAGAGGAGAGCCGAUCAAGCAGGUCAAUCAGCCGAAAUUGCCACUGAGAACUCUGGACCCUCGGAUACUGCCUCGAGGACCAGACUUCACACCAGCCUUUGCUGAUUUUGGGAGGCAAACCUCCGGUGGAAGAAACGUAUCUGGAAGUGCCUGCAAAGUGCAGAGCAACCCUGGAUUGCCUUCCCUGGCUCGGUGCGGUUCCCCAGCAUGCCCUCUCUUGGUCUCGCCUCACCCACCAUUGAGGAACCUGCCGAUAGGGUUGUUGAAUGUUGGACCGAGGAGAUCUCAGCCAGGCCAGAGGAGAGAGCCCAGGAAGAUCAUCACGGUGUGUGUGAAGGAGGAUGUCCACCUGAAGAAGGCAGAGAACGCCUGGAAGCCGAGCCUGAAGAGAGAAAACCAAACCGAGGACCCGGAAAAUGUCAAAACCCAGGAGCUGUUCCGCAAGGUACGAAGCAUCUUGAACAAGCUGACGCCCCAGAUGUUCAAUCAGCUCAUGAAGCAAGUGACAGACCUGACGGUAGAUACAGAAGAGAGGCUGAAAGGAGUCAUCGACCUGGUCUUCGAGAAGGCUAUCGACGAACCCAGCUUCUCGGUGGCGUAUGCCAACAUGUGCAGAUGUCUUGUAACGCUGAAAGUGCCCAUGGCAGACAAACCUGGGAGCACAGUAAAUUUCCGCAAGUUGCUGUUAAAUCGCUGCCAGAAGGAAUUUGAAAAGGACAAGGCUGACGACGACGUCUUUGAAAAGAAGCAGAAAGAACUUGAAGCUGCUACCACUCCAGAGGAGAAGACACGGCUCCAUGACGAGCUGGAAGAGGCCAAGGACAAAGCCCGACGGAGAUCCAUUGGGAAUAUAAAAUUCAUUGGCGAGCUUUUCAAACUAAAAAUGCUGACGGAGGCUAUCAUGCAUGACUGCGUGGUAAAGCUGCUGAAAAACCACGAUGAGGAGUCCCUCGAGUGCCUUUGCCGCCUGCUAACUACCAUUGGCAAGGACCUGGACUUUGAGAAAGCAAAGCCUCGCAUGGACCAGUAUUUUAAUCAGAUGGAGAAGAUUGUGAAAGAGAGGAAAACAUCUUCAAGGAUUCGGUUCAUGCUUCAGGAUGUAAUAGACCUAAGGCUGUGCAACUGGGUUUCACGGAGAGCAGACCAGGGUCCGAAGACCAUUGAGCAGAUUCAUAAAGAAGCCAAGAUUGAAGAGCAAGAAGAACAGAGGAAGGUCCAACAACUCAUGACCAAAGAGAAGAGGAGACCGGGUGUCCAGCGGGUCGACGAAGGCGGUUGGAACACUGUGCAGGGGGCAAAGAACAGCAGAGUGCUGGACCCCACCAAGUUCCUUAAAAUCACCAAGCCCACAAUAGAUGAGAAGAUUCAGCUUGUGCCUAAAGCCCAGUUGGGCAGCUGGGGAAAGGGCAGCAGCGGCGGAGCAAAGGCAAGCGAGAUGGACUCCUUACGACCAAGUGCCACUAGUUUGAACAGAUUUUCUGCACUGCAGCCUCCAGUCUCAUCUGUAUCUGCCUCAUCCGCAUCUUCAGAAUUAGAUUCUCGCAGGGCCUUAACUAGUCGCGGGAGCACGGGCAGGGAGAAGAACGACAAACCUCUCCCACCUUCCCUCUCCCGUCCCAACACCUUCCUGCGGGGCAGCAGCAGUAAAGAGCUGCUGCUCGACAAUCAGGCGCAAGAGGAGCAGCGGAGGGAGAUGCUGGAGACGGUGAAGCAGUUAACAGGCGGCAUGGAGAUGGACAGAAACAGCACAGAGGCGGAGAGAAACAAAGCCAAGGAAUCUGCCAAGCCAGAAGCUCCCCCAGCUCCGGCGCAAGAAAAGCCUUCGCUAUCAGAAGAGGAAAUAGAGAGGAAAUGCAAAUCUAUCAUUGAUGAGUUCUUGCAUAUUAAUGAUUUUAAGGAAGCAAUGCAGUGCGUGGAGGAGCUGAGCGCCCAGGAUCUGCUCCCUGUUUUCGUGCGAGUGGGAGUGGAGUCGACGCUCGAGAGGAGUCAGAUCACCAGGGAUCACAUGGGCCAGUUAUUACAUCAGUUGGUGCAGUCGGGAAAGCUGAGCAAGCAGGAUUUCUUCAAGGGCUUUUCAGAUACCUUGGAGAUGGCGGACGAUAUGGCCAUAGAUAUACCCCAUAUUUGGUUGUACCUAGCUGAGUUGGUGACCCCCAUGUUAAAAGAAGGAGGAAUCUCUAUGAGAGAACUUAUACAAGAAUUUAGCAAACCUUUGCUUCCUGUGGGAAGAGCCGGCGUCUUGCUUGCUGAAAUCUUGCACCUUCUAUGCAAACAAAUGAGCCAUAAGAAAGUGGGAGCCUUAUGGAGGGAGACUGGCCUCAGUUGGAAGGACUACUUACCCGAAGGGGAGGAUGUACAUACCUUUCUCAUGGAACAAAAGUUGGACUUCACGGAGUCCGACUGUUCCAGUUCCUCAGAAGCACUUUCAGAGAAAGAACUCUCUGCGGAAGAGCUGAACAAGCAGCUAGAAAAACUCAUUGUUGAGGACAAGGCGAAUGAUGAACAAAUCUUUGACUGGGUAGAGGCUAAUCUAGAUGAAAGCCAGAUGAGUUCACCUACAUUCCUUAGAGCUUUAAUGACAGCAGUUUGUAAAGCAGCUAUUAUAGCGGACUCUUCUAGCUUCCGUGUGGACACUGCUGUUAUCAAACAGAGAGUGCCGAUCUUACUCAAGUACCUAGACUCAGACACAGAGAAGGAACUACAAGCACUUUAUGCACUACAAGCAUCAAUAGUAAAACUUGAUCAGCCUCCUAAUUUGUUGCGGAUGUUUUUUGAUUGCCUGUAUGAUGAGGAGGUAAUAUCGGAGGAUGCCUUCUACAAGUGGGAAAGCAGCAAGGACCCAGCGGAGCAGAACGGGAAAGGAGUAGCGCUAAAAUCUGUCACAGCAUUCUUCACGUGGCUACGGGAGGCCGAAGAGGAGUCGGAGGAUAAUUAAAACUUAAAAUACAGAGGAAAAAAUAAAAAAAGAAACAGUUUAAGUAUUUUUUUAAAAAGUUUCACGUCUUCGCCAAUCACAGUGCAGCAAGGCCAAUUCUCGCGCAGACCCCCCCUUCCCCCACACAUGCACGAGUGGGAGAGGUAAAAAUAGAUAAACACAAAGGUGAUCAUGGAGGAAAAAAGGUACUUGGAAAAAAAAAAGUAAACUUCAAACCUGAGGGCGGGAGCACUAAACCAAAAUACAUGUAUUAUUUAUAGAAAAUAUUUUCUGUUUUAAUCUUUUUUUUCUUUUCUUUUUAAACAAGGACUCAUACUUACAAAAACACAAAGCGAAACAAAUCUGUUUAGCAAAAAAAAAAAGUUGAAAACUUUUAAUUUAUUAUUUUAAGGACUGCAAAUGCCAGUGUAAUUUUUAAAUUUGCAGUUUCUGUAAACAAAUUGUAUAAUAGAACAAAAGCAGAGAAAUAAAUUUCCCUCCCCUUCAUAUGCACCUCAGUUUUGUUUCAAAGCAUGAUAAAUAGACAAAACUUUCAAGGGGGUUGGGGUAAGCUAGGUGAGGAAGAGAUCAAUUUUUUUUUUUUAAUUGUCAUCAGAUUUUUCUGCCUGCCUCUCAGCUUGCUUCAGAAAUUUAAAAAGAAAAUAGUAAUCAAAACGUACAUAACCUUGGAACGGAAGGAAAUGCAUUUGAGAAAACUGCUGCGGACCAGAGUGCUCCGAAAAUAACUCAUUCAAAACAGUGCUACCCUGGGGAAAAAGUACUAGUGAUACUUUCAGAACCUUUAGAGCAACUUUAAGGCUUGUAAAUACAUAGAACAAAUAUUUAAAAAAAGAAAAAAAGAAAUUGACUCAAUACUAUUUCUUUUCACUUUCAAAAUAUAAAGAACAAAAUAAAGACAAACAUUGCAAGUUUAAAAGAAA
Gymnogyps californianus (California condor) is the source of this 6405-nucleotide messenger RNA. It is a transcript of the gene EIF4G3, whose product is annotated as eukaryotic translation initiation factor 4 gamma 3. Gene Ontology annotation, molecular function: protein binding; translation initiation factor activity; mRNA binding. The transcript is spliced from 37 exons. NCBI's taxonomy places the organism in Eukaryota, Metazoa, Chordata, Aves, Accipitriformes, Cathartidae. Bases 395 to 5485 code for a protein of 1696 amino acids. The record is from RefSeq and is a predicted model, not a curated record. Gene Ontology annotation, cellular component: eukaryotic translation initiation factor 4F complex.